AUGGCUAUCAAACGAUUUCACCUUCUGGGCGAAGACCCUUCAACAGCCCAAGAUAUUGAACUGCCUUCAUCAUUAGAUUACCAAAGCUUGCAGCAUCUGGUAGCCUCUCACUUUGCCAUAGUUGAUCCAAAUGGCAUCGGUUUCGUCACUCAAUCCGAGGCCUUGAUGACUGUCACAGACGUCGUCGCAGUUGAGGAUGACGUUGCCAUUACCGUUGACGGCAAGGCUGUCCAUGAAGUCCCCGGCCCCAAAGGCCUUCCUUUCAUUGGAAAUUACUUUGAGGUGUACCCAGACCAUCUUGGUAACCACCAGCGGCUCUUCGAGAAGUACGGGCCUAUUUUCAAAACCACCAACAUGGGUAGCACGGUAUACCACACAAAUGACCCUGCUUUGGCCAGUAUCGUGUUUGGCGAGACCGACUUUUUCUCCAAGCGAAUCAUUGAAGGGCAUCCCCUGUAUCCCAUCAAAAACCAAGAAUCUGGCGUCUUUCUUGGUGACACCAACACGCCAGAAUGGAAAGAAGUGCACAAGUUUUUACCGCCAGCGUUAGGCCCCAAGGCAGUGCGACACUACGCGCCAACAAUGCAGCAAACAGUCGAGGAUGCGUUCAAGGUCUUUGACGAACUUGAUGAACGUGAUGAAGCAUGGAAUGUAUAUCCGUACAUGCUUAAACUCGGCUCUCAGGCUGUCGGGAAAUUGGUGCUUGGCAUGGACUUUCAACACUUCAGUUCUGUCGAUUCGCGGCCUCACGAAAUGGUGCUGAGGAUUGCCCAGUCACUCGAAUUGAACAAAAAGAUCACUGCCAUGGGCGGUUGGUAUCGGAAUUUGCCCUUUGGAGAUCCUCAGCGCCUUCGCGAGGCACGAGCGCGCAUCGAGACAAUGAUGGAGGAGUCCGUGGCGAAUGCGUCCAAAGGCGUUGAAGACCUGGACCUGCAAAACGCUGCUCUCCAAGCGGAAAACAUGGUCGACUAUGUGCUACGCGCCAGCGACAGCAAAGGCAACAAGCUUCCUCGUCACCGCAUCAUGGAGCCACUUGUGGUUGCUACCGGCGCGGGCUUCACAACAACAAGCUCGCUGCUGUCAUGGCUUAUCUACGGACUCGUCGUGUACCCGGGCAUGCAAGAACGCAUUCUGCAAGAAUUGAUCGACAACGGAUUUGAACAAGACACGCAAAUCACUUCCGACUUGACCAACAAGCUGACGUUUCUCGAUAAAUACAUCAAGGAGACACAGCGUCGACAUAACCCAUCUUACCAACCUGCACGAACGGCGGCGGUAGACAUGAUCCUACCAGGAGGUUAUAAAAUUCCCCAAGACGCCAUUGUCAUACCCGCCCUACACCACAUUCACAACAACACUAGGAUCUGGGACAAUCCCACGCUUUUCGAUCCAGACCGCUGGGAUACGGAGCGUGUCAAGAACCGGCCGAACGCAUCGUACAUUCCCUUCGCCACUGGACCUCGCAUGUGUGUUGGGUUCAAUUUUGCUUUGCAAGAGGUCAAGGUCUUUUUACCCAAGCUUGUGUAUCGAUACAAAUUCAGCCUCGCCCAGGACGGCCCGGUUGACUACGAUCCUAUGUUCCAGUUGAUUCGGCCGAACAAUCUGUACGUAAGAGCUGAGAGGAGGCUCAAAUGGCCACCAAGGAGUGAAUAG
Ilyonectria robusta is the source of this 1653-nucleotide messenger RNA. Its product is annotated as cytochrome P450 monooxygenase. The coding region runs from base 1 to 1653 and encodes 550 amino acids. The record is from RefSeq and is a predicted model, not a curated record. Lineage: Eukaryota; Fungi; Ascomycota; Sordariomycetes; Hypocreales; Nectriaceae. The transcript has 2 exons. Gene Ontology annotation, molecular function: monooxygenase activity; iron ion binding; oxidoreductase activity, acting on paired donors, with incorporation or reduction of molecular oxygen.